Plasmodium gonderi is the source of this 564-nucleotide messenger RNA. Its product is annotated as variable surface protein. NCBI's taxonomy places the organism in Eukaryota, Apicomplexa, Aconoidasida, Haemosporida, Plasmodiidae. The transcript is spliced from 3 exons. The record is from RefSeq and is a predicted model, not a curated record. Bases 1 to 564 code for a protein of 187 amino acids.
AUGAAGAAAAAUAUUUAUGCAUUUGUAGAGUAUUUCCCUAAAUGGAAAAGGGCUAUAGAUACACAUAAAAAUAAUAUUAAUCAGACUUUAAUAAAUAUAUGUAUUGAAAAAAGUAAUUUUAAGAGUAAAAUAUCAACUUUUAGUGAAAUAUGUACUCAAGCUAUGCCUUAUAAUUUUGAAAUACAUAAUAGAGGUAGCAAUACAUUAGAUGAAGCUGCGUGUAUAUAUCUCUUUUAUUGGUUAUAUAAGUAUCAUCUUAUGAAUGGAAAUAACGAUUACGACUUUAAAAAUAUAUAUAAAGAAUUGAUCAGUAUAUAUAAUAAUAUUAAUACCGAUAUCAAUAUUAGUACGGAUUAUGAGAAAAAUGUUAAUGAUGAUGACUUGAAAAAAAUUGCAGUUACAUAUGAUUUCACUCCAUAUGGUUCAAGGAUAUAUCAUAAAAUAAAAGGAGAGAAAAAAAAGUGGAAUAAUAUGCAUGAAGAAAAUGAUAUAUUAAAAAUUUCUGAAUUAUCAAAAUGCAAUAAUAGAAAUACAAACUAUGAAAUUGUAUAUAAUUUUAUAUAA